AUGUUCGGUUUCGCUGGCGUCGUAGACCCUGCCGGGCCGCUGUUCUAUUCCGAAGAGACAAUGGGUCAGGCACCGUCAGCGACGGUCGAGCGGGAUGAUAGCCGCAAGGCAAGCACUCCGAUUCUCCGAGAGCACUCCAUCCAGCAGACUGCGCAGGAGUCUCGGACUUCGUCUCCUUGGUCGAUGCACUUUGCCCGAACGGACCAGAGGCCCUACCGCACCUCUAUUGACGACGACAUGGCAAAUACUCCUACGAAUUUGCCGAGGCUACCAAAAGACAUCAAGUCUGCUGAGCUCAUCUGGUUUUUGCGCAACACAGCGCCUCCUGCACUUCACCGUCAACCGAGCAAGAUCGAGCAUCCCAAGCGUGGCGGUGAGACUUCGAGGCGUGCUCUGCGUUUGCUGAGGCUCGGUCAAAGGCGCAAUGGAACUCCGAAGGACUUGCCUCCGCUCCGAGAUGAAGGAGGUCUCCUGACAAAGAAGGCCGCACAAGUAGUCGAGCUGAAAGCCGGGAUCCCAGCAGAAAUACAACAUGUGCUGGAGCAGAAACAAACCGCCGCUGGCCAACGAUAUCUCGCGUUGAAGGUGAAGCAGCCCGACUUCGCGCCUGUCAUUGAAGCAGGCAUCGUGGACUCGCACGUGUCUGUUUCAUUCGAACAUGACUUGUAUGGCGGCGAACCGCCAGAGAAUCGCUUCGAAUGCCGCGGCAGUCAGCCAGCCCACUCAGUUUCACCCUUGUCGCCGCUUGAGCCAUUGCCAAUAUUCGGAAUCAGUGACUCAACUGUCCGCUGCGUCGAUCACUCUUUAUCACCCGUACGGCCGGCUGCGUCAAGCCCACCGACGCCACAGCCAGACUCAGCAACCUCGAUGGCUGAGUCGUACCAGUGUGACCUGACGGAGCAUCCAGCCAGGCGGUCAUUCGAUGCUUGUCGUGCAUUGACGAGCCAUCCCGUCCGUCCAGAGCCGUCCAUCACUGCACUGCCGAAGAUUGCGCUGCCGAAGGAAGAGUUGCCAGUGCGGCAUGCCAGUGCCGAAAAAGAAGUCGAGAUCAAGCAUCCAUCGCCACGCCGGUUCGCAAGUCACCCGGUACUGAUGCAGCGAGCCCCAAGCAUGGCGUCGUCCUUCUACCCACAGUCAAUGUCUGACAGUCCGGGUCCGCCGCCGCCACGCAGCCCGCUUCGGCUUCGGCGCGAUCAACGAACCAUCGAGAACAUUAUCGCCACGCAUAACAGCGUCCAUGCUCGCAAGGCCACGCCAAGGCAUGGCAGAUCGCCAAUGCUCACUCCCACUUCCGAGCGCAUCAUGGAGUACAAUGAAAGGCUGGCAGCCAUGAAGCCAACCGUGAUCACCGAGUGCACUGGACCAAUCAAGCGGCCAAAUUCCCGUGGAAAGAGUUCGAUCCCGCAUCCAGCGUACCAAUUAUCCCGCAAGGAGCGGGAAGAGCGUAUCAAGGCUCGGAGACUGCUGCGUGACCAGCACAAGUACCCUAUCAUCGAACCCACGGUUAGCGUGCCACAGACGUCAACAUUACCAAGACGCCUGCGCAAGGCAAGACCAAGAAUACAGAUCCCGCACUCGGACCUACGACCCGCGCCGCUGGUGUUGAGAGCACCGUCUUCUUCAGCAUCGAGCGACGCGGGCUGGAUGAAGACUAACGCGCAGAUGUCCCCUCGCGUGUCGCCGGUGUCAUCACAGGAGACCGGCCAAGCGAGCAACGGCGAGAAGACGGGCUAUACUCCUGUCUCGCCACUCUCGACCGGAAGCGCAACGGUCGAAGCCUGCAUGGCGCUGAGCCCGGUCAUGCUCGUCGCCGAGGAGAUACCAGUCUUCAUGACCAAGUCACUGCCGCGGCCACCGAAGCUCAUUGUCAAGGAGGGUAAGUCAUACGCACCUCGCCCACGCUCCGCCUCUAUCCCACGGAAUGCCUUCAACCGCCGCAGUCGGCAGGGACAAACAAGUCCACCAGUGAAUCAUCUGUCACGACCAGGUAGUCCCGCCGCCGAACGACCGGAAGAUGAGACGCCACCUUUACCCUCACCGCCACCGAACAGAGCAUUGCCGCCUACACCACCGGCUUCGGGCUCGGAGAAACCCGUCAAGUUCAGAGCGGUGGAAAGCAAGAAGGAGCUUCCAAUCCCGCCACCAUUCGAGAUCCUGCCGUUGCCGCAGGAGCCGUUGCCCAUCAGACGCGAGUUACGCCAUGUAGUCACGCAGAACCAGCGCAAGAGUGGCGUCUCCUCCACCACGUCAAAGUCGGCUUCACGCAUCGAUGCCCGCCUCGAGGCGCUCGAAAAGCGGAAUGCCUUGCUCUCUGCCGCACUGAUGGCGGUAUUGGGGACGAACGGCUCGCUCAACGCGCCCCUGUCUGCUGCGCUCACCGCUGAGCCGGAGAGUCCUAAGGCGAUGGUGUGGGAGAGUCGGGUCGCUAGACGUAGCGAGGCCGGCAAUCAAGCGGCGAGUCAUGCCGCUUCUAGCAGUAAUGGGAGUGCCUUGGAGAUGUACAUGAGUACGCGGAGGGGGAGUAAGACCGGCUGUUGA
Baudoinia panamericana UAMH 10762 is the source of this 2538-nucleotide messenger RNA. RefSeq lists its product as uncharacterized. Bases 1 to 2538 code for a protein of 845 amino acids. The transcript has 4 exons. Lineage: Eukaryota; Fungi; Ascomycota; Dothideomycetes; Mycosphaerellales; Teratosphaeriaceae. The record is from RefSeq and is a predicted model, not a curated record.